AUGAAUUAACAUGGCGUCAAUGGUUGCUGUUUUGAUCAAGGCCGUGGGAUCUGAAAAAUAUUAUGUAGAACAGAAGCACGGAGACAGAUAAAUAAUAAUCCGAAAUCAACUUUAGAGGUCGAAAGAAAAUUAAUACACGUUCUUCUGUGUUGUUAUGUUCGAAGUCGUUUUUUCUGUUUUUAAAGACUUGCUGCAGUGUGGUAACCAGGGGCCAGUGUUAUUUAUUUCCCGUUUGCUUGCUUAGCCGGACGACCGGGCACAGCGGCUAACGUUAUUUAGCUUAACGGAGCUAACAGCAAAGUCGGCAAAGCAAACAGUCCUCAGGAGGUCAACGUGAAUCCUUCCUAAAUCACAGGGAACACAUUUUAGUUUUAAUGACUUUAGCUGCCCUGCCUCCCUGGUGAUCCUCAGCGUGGUGUUGACUCCACCAGGCACGAAAGGGAUGGAUGAACCCAUGAGUCCAGUAAAAUCAGUCAAACAGUCUCAGCCCAGAGGAGCCAAAGCCGUGUCCAGCGGGAAGUCAAAUAAAGAGGCUCCUGCACAGAGAGAGGGCACAAAGUCUGCACCCCGCAGCAAAGAAAACCUCACAGCUGCAAGAGAUGAGCAUAUAGGCAGCCAGGGAAGCCGCGGGCCAGGCAGGACGUCCACAGAUGCCCCCCAGGACAAGAGGAGAGGACGUACCUCCAGACUGGCUAGGGUGACUGGAAGAACCACUUCUGGGGAGAGUGGCGAAGCAAAAGUAGUAAACUCUCAACAGCAGCUUUUGGCACAGGGUCCUGACUCCAGGACAUCUAUUCCUGCAGUUAGCAGUCACUCAGCAAACAGAGAGACCAGAUCUACUCCUGGUACACCUGAGAAAGGUCUCACAGGGCAGGCCAAAGGCUCCACUGUAGCUCCACCAAAGGAAAGGCCCCAUGGGGUGAAAGCUGCAGCACCGAUGCAUCAGUCUGUUGAAGAGGGCCCAGAGGCCAGGCUUAGUGUGGAAGAAGGACUCCUCACAGAGCAACAGCUGGGCCUCCGACAGGCAGAGGAGCGUCUCUACAGAGAUUACAUCCUCCGCUUGGUGAAACAGUCCCCUGAGUACCCAAACUAUCAGUACGUAUGCAAGCUCUGUUCGGUGCACAUUGAGAACAUUCAAGGAGCGCACAAACACAUCAAGGAGAAGAGACACAAGAAGAACAUAAUGGAGAAACAGGAGGAGAAUGAGCUGCGUGCCCUGCCGCCCCCCUCUGCCCCCCAGCUCAGGGCUUUAGACACGGCUGUCCUGGAAACAGCCAAGCAGCACGGGAUCUCUGAGGAGGACUUUGAGAUUCGAAAGGCAGUGGCCAUGAGGAUGGAGGCGAUCAUACAGAGGCAUCUCUCAGCCUGCUCUCUCCGUCUGUACGGAUCCUGUCUUACCCGAUUUGCCUUCAAGACGAGCGAUAUUAACAUUGAUGUCACCUACCCUUCCUCGAUGACGCAACCAGAGGUCUUGAUUCAAGUGCUAGAAAUUCUCAAGAACAGCUCUGAGUUUUCUGAGGUUGAGUCUGAUUUUCACGCCAAAGUACCUGCUGUGUUCUGUCGGGAUGUGAGCAACGGCCUCAUGUGCAAAGUGAGUGCAGGUAAUGACGUUGCUUGUCUUACCACCAAUCAUCUGGCAGCCCUGGCUAAACUGGAGCCCAGAUUGGUUCCCCUAGUGCUGGCCUUCCGCUACUGGGCAAGGCUGUGUCACAUUGACUGCCAGGCUGAAGGUGGCAUCCCCUCGUACUCCUUUGCCCUCAUGGUCAUUUUCUUUCUGCAGCAGAGGAAAGAGCCCAUCCUCCCCGUCUACCUGGGCCACUGGAUUGAAGGCUUUGAUGUGAAACACGUGGAUGAGUAUCACCUAACCGGAAUCAUGUUGGACAUGUUUGUCCGAUGGGAGCACAGACCUUUGAGUUCUGCAGAGGGAAGAGGGGAGAACCGAAAUGAGGCCAGAGGAGAAAGCAGACCCAAACCAGAGCAGAACAAACGUGAUGACACUCGUUAUUCAGAGGGGAUGACGCCCCUGACCUUGGACCAGUGUAAAGAUGUGUCGCUGGGUCAGCUGUGGCUGGAGCUUUUACGUUUCUACACACUGGAGUUUGGUCUUGAAGAAUACAUCAUCAGCAUCCGCUUAAAGGAGCUCCUCUCUAGGGAAGUGAAGAACUGGCCUCGUCGCAGACUUGCUAUUGAAGAUCCUUUUGCCUUGAAGAGGAAUGUUGCACGAAGCUUGAACAGCCAAAUGGUGUUUGAGUACAUCCAGGAGCGCUUCCGUACAGCUUACAAAUACUUUGCCUGCCUGCAGAGACGGGGUAUGGAUGGGCAUCAGAGAAACAAGAAAGCAGGCAAGCUAGGCACAAAAUUGGGAGGGACUGAGAAGAAGGAGGCUACAUUUGUGAACAAGGAAGAAGAAGACGAAAGAAAAGGUGAACCAAGUCAGAGUGCCCAGAGGGGGAACCAGGGGUCCAAGGAGGAUGAGAAGCCUGAGAGCGACGACGAAGAUGCUUCAGACCUGUCCAGAAAGAAGGAUAAGAAGACUUUAGACACCAGGCUCAUAGACAUGGUUCUCAGUGAGGGAAACAACGUGUCCUUCUCCCCCAACGGCCUGCUGGACAGUGACAUGGAGGAGGAGGAUGAGGAGGGCAACAUCGUGCCAGAGAAAGAUGGGCCUGUUGUAUCAGGCGAUCUGCACUAUGUGUUCGAUAAGAUGAUUUUCACUGGUGGGAAGCCUCCGACUGUUGUGUGCAGCAUCUGCAAACGAGAUGGUCACCUGAAGGACGAGUGUCCUGAAGACUUUAAGAAGAUUGAGCUGAAGCCUCUGCCUCCUAUGACUGAUCAUUUCAGAGAUAUUCUCGAUGGGCUCUGCAAACUGUGCUACUAUGAAUUGUCACCAACACAUGCUGAGCAGCAGAAGAGGGAGCAGAUCCUCGCUAGCCUGGAGAGGUUUAUUAGGAAGGAGUACAAUGAUAAAGCUCAGCUCUGCUUGUUUGGCUCCUCCAAAAAUGGUUUUGGCUUCCGUGACAGUGACCUUGACAUCUGCAUGACUCUGGAGGGUCAUGAGACUACAGAGAAGCUGAACUGCAAAGAGAUCAUUGAAGGCCUUGCGAAAGUGCUAAAGAAGCAUGCAGGUCUGAGGAACAUCUUGCCUAUUACAACAGCUAAAGUGCCUAUUGUGAAGUUUGAACACAAACAGAGUGGCUUAGAGGGAGAUAUUAGCCUCUAUAACACCCUGGCCCAACACAACACCAGAAUGCUUGCUACAUAUGCAGCCCUGGAUCCACGUGUGCAAUAUCUGGGAUACACAAUGAAGGUCUUUGCAAAGCGCUGUGACAUUGGAGAUGCAUCCAGAGGAAGCCUCUCAUCUUAUGCUUACAUCCUGAUGGUGCUUUACUUCCUGCAGCAGAGGCAGCCACCAGUCAUUCCUGUUCUCCAGGAGAUCUUUGAUGGGAAGAUUGCUCCCCAGCGCAUGGUAGAUGGCUGGAACGCUUUCUUCUUUGAUGACCUUGAGGAUCUGCCUCGGCAUGUCUCAGAUCUGCAGCCAAACACAGAGUCUGUGGGAGAGCUGUGGCUGGGGCUCCUGCGUUUUUACACUGAAGAAUUUGACUUCAAAGAACAUGUCAUCAGCAUCCGCCAAAGGAAACGCCUAACCACCUUUGAGAAACAGUGGACCAGCAAAUGCAUCGCUAUUGAAGAUCCUUUUGAUUUAAAUCAUAAUCUUGGUGCUGGAGUUUCUCGCAAAAUGACAAACUUCAUCAUGAAGGCCUUUAUUAACGGGAGAAAGUUGUUUGGAACUCCUUUCUACCCCAUCCUCGGCACUGAAGUGGACUACUUCUUUGACUCAAAGGUGCUGACAGACGGCGAGUUGGCGCCCAAUGACAGAUGCUGCAGGAUCUGUGGAAAGAUUGGACAUUACAUGAAGGACUGUCCAAAGAGGCGCAGGAUGAAGAAGAAGGAAAACGACAAAGAUGAGGAUAUAAAAGAGGAGGAGAGGGAGCAGAAGGACAGGCGUUGUUUUCAGUGCGGGGACAUGGGCCACGUACGAAGGGACUGUCCUGAGUACCGGCACCUCAAACAGAGGGCUACCGGAGCACAAGCUCCUCACUUGGUGCGGACUGUGGUGAGCUCCCAGUCCAUCCCCAUUCUUCAGGCAGCUGCAGACUGUCCUAGAAGGACCAGACAGCCCUCUGAAUGUUCCGACAGUCGGCAGACUCCGCCAUACUCCCCGCAGCCCGUUGCUGUCCCUCAGAGUUCCACCCAGUCCUCCAGUUCCCCUCAGCCAUCCCACAGCAAGACCAGUUCAGCUGGUCCCCUGAAGCAGCCUGCCCACCCCCAGGUUCCUCUUCCUCUCUUUAGCUUCCCUACACAUCACCCAGUCCACAUCCCUUCCACUUCCUGGCCCAUCCAUGGACCUGUCCUCACUACGUCCUCUCCCACCGCCCCCUCCCCGCCGGGCCCAAAAUUCACCCUGCGUUUGGCAUCAGGGAAUGGCAGUCCCACAGGCUCAGGGGGCAACUCCAGCCCCAUGAACCUGAGUGACCCCAGCAUCAUCUUCGCCCAGCCAGCGGGGAGACAGCUGGGCAUUGGCGGGCCUGGACGGGAGGGACACUGGCACAACCACAUGGCACAGCCUGGGUCAAUCAUGGGCAAUGGCACGGUGGUGAAGUCAGACUCUGCUCACCCAGCCCAGUUUGUAGGUGUGAGCCAAGGCUCUCGGUUAUGGGAGCACAGUAACCCCCCCCAGUACACCCUGUCUCCAUCUUGGCCUUAUCGGAUGCCCCAGAACUUCAUCCAGCAGAGCAAUGGAGGCUACCAGCCUGCCAAACCCUUCAUGGCCCAAGGCUCUGUGGUUCAUCCGAAUCCAAACUUCCCACUGGUCCCACAUGUCCAACAUCAAGUCAAUCUGAAUUUCAUCAAACAGAAGAAGUGAGCAUUCAUCUCUUUUUAAUUAGGUUUAUGGUCAGUAACAUAACAAAAGAGAAUUAUGUACUCUUUGCGUUAUUUGGUCACAACAAAAAAUUUAAAUGAAUUUUAUCAUUUUUGUACAGUUUUUAUGUUUUAUUUUUUGUCACAUUACAUUGAUUUGUGAUACAAAUGUCAAAUAUUUUAAUAGCCCCAUUUUUGAGGGGGUUCAAAAAAGUGUUUUUAUUUUAUGUGUAAAGCAAGGAUGAAAAAUGUAAACCUUUAUUUUUAUUAGCUGUAUUCAUACUUUGCUUGCAACAAGAUGAAGGCUUUGAAUAGAUAAUUGUUUUAAAAACAAUCUAACAUGUAACCGUAUGUAUGUAGUGCCAAAAGCAGGGAGAGCAAGAAAAAAGGGAAAAAAUAUAAAAUAUAAAAAAAGCACCAAAAAAUAAAGAAAAAAGCAAACAA
Monopterus albus (swamp eel) is the source of this 5364-nucleotide messenger RNA. RefSeq names its product terminal uridylyl transferase 4 (gene tut4). The record is from RefSeq and is a predicted model, not a curated record. NCBI's taxonomy places the organism in Eukaryota, Metazoa, Chordata, Actinopteri, Synbranchiformes, Synbranchidae. The coding region runs from base 443 to 4924 and encodes 1493 amino acids. The transcript has 31 exons. Gene Ontology annotation, molecular function: nucleic acid binding; RNA uridylyltransferase activity; zinc ion binding.